UGAACGAGCUUUAGCAGCGCUGCAAACUGCAGCCAGGCAGGUGUAGCAUUCAGAGUCCCGGUUGCCCGUGCAGCCUGUGACAGUGAUAUUGCCACGACAGAUUUUGGAGGUGUGUGCGGCUCUCUGCGUCUAGGAAGGAUUUAAUGAGUCGCUCCCUCGUUCAGGCACCAAUUAAUUUUUAUCGGAGAGUAAAACAGUUACAAGGAGGAGGAGGAGGAGGACAGAGAGCAGUCAUAAGGGACUGAAGCGGCUCCGGGGAGCUGCCACUUUCUCUGUGCGUGUGUCUGAGUGUCUGUGCAGAGAGAGAGGGAUUAUCAUUACGCAUGUUAUGCCGAGCGCAGUUUUUGGUGAUGCAUUCAGUCGGGAGAUGUGCAGCGUGGAGCAGCAGUGAGCGUCAGCCCGGACCUUCAGCGGCGUAAUCAGCGCAAAGAAAAAGUAGAUCUCGCUGGUUCUGUGGGGCGCACCGGCUCUACGCAGCACAGGAUUUCGAUUCAUCGUAUGUUUUGUUUAUUUUGAUGAAGGCUGCGGGGUGAAAGUCAAAGAUGCGCACCGCUGAACAAAGGAUUUAGUGGGAAACGAUCACGAAUCUGUUCCACAUUUUAAUCCUGACACCCCCGGCGUGCUUGGUCUCCCCCCUGUGUGGACUUAUCAAGGGGGCGACAUUCAUGCCCAUUCUUCCUCUUAAGGACAACGGACACAGGCUGAAUAACCUCUGGUUUCAAACCUGGAGCAGAGGGAACCAUCUGGGCUGAUCGCGCACGAGUCCAUGUGGAUGGAGAGAGAACACGCAAACAGCGCGAGCGCAGCUCAGUCCGAAAUGUGACAUUUUUUUUUACUCUGCCUCACAUCACAGCUGACAUCUGUGCUCCUUGCCUUCGUUCUCCGUAGGAUCUGUUUACAUCGAUUAAGACAUGGCGUUCCUGCCGGUCCUCCUCCUGCUGCUGCUGUCUGUUACUCAUCGUGCUACCAGUCAAGACUCGGAGGACUCUGAAGCUCUCCCGAGAGGCUGCGGCUGGGGCCUCGUGCGUCCCUACACCCUACUCUGUGACCUGGACUCCAUAUGGGGUGUUGCUGUGGAGUCGGUGGCUGCCGGGGGGAUUCUGACCGCCAUCAUGCUCGCCCUCGUCCUGCUGUGCCGUUUACACCACAUCGGUGAGGCCGAGAAGCGUAGCGCCGUGGGACCCAUCCUCCUGCUGCUACUGGGGGUCCUCGGCUUAUUCGGCCUGAGCUUUGCCUACCUGAUCGAGCAGGAUGAGUCUCUGUGUUUGCUCCGCAGGGCCCUGUGGGGUCUCCUGUUUGCCGUCUGCUUUUCCUGCCUGCUGGUGCAGGGCGUCCGCCUGCGCCGGCUCGGCAGGGAGCGCCGCAGCCCCGGCGGCUGCGCCCUCACGGGCCUCGCGCUGGGUUUGAGCGCCGUGCAGGGCAUCAUCGCCGCCGAGUGGCUUCUUCUGACCGUGCUGAGGGAGGGCCGAGCUGCCUGUCAGUAUCUGCCAAUGGACUUCUCGCUAGCCUGCAGCUACGUGCUAGCCCUCCUACUCGCAGCACUGGCCGCUGCUUCUCUGGCCCUCUGUGCGAAGACACGACAGUGGCGCUGCAACGCCAUCUGGCUGCUGUUGACCUGCCUGCUGUCACUGCUGCUGUGGGUGGCCUGGGUGGGCUUCUACCUGUAUGGAAACGACUGGCUGGGGAGGUCCCCGGACUGGAACGACCCGGCACUGGCCAUCGCUUUGGUGGCUCAGGGCUGGCUGCUGCUGAUCUUCCACGCCAUCCCUGAGUCCCACAUCUGCAUGAGAUCCCCGCCACAGCCCAACGCCCCGGACUACUUCGACACUUCCCAGAACUCGACGCGGAUGAGAGAAACCAGCUUCGAUGAAGACAUCCCUCUGUCUCACAGGCAGUUUGUGGAGAACCAGGGCUAUGGAUACAGUGACGAGAACGCUGCAGGCCUGAGGACCGGUGGUGGCCCCGUGCAACACAACAGCAACACCGGUGCGAGGCCCAGCGCUCCUUUCCGCAGCAACGUCUACCAGCCCACCGAGAUGACCAUGAUCCUGAACGGGGGAGCGGUGAGUACAUCCUCCCAGUCACAGGUUCCCUCUGCUCCUCCUACCUACACGGGGAGGCAGCUGUGGUGAGCGAGAGGAUCGGAAAGAAGAUGUGUGAUCGAAAAUUAAGAGAAGAAGAGGAUGGAGAUGGAUGAGGAGGGCGGUCCCCACGGAAGGUUGCCUUGUUGGACUGGACUUUAAAAAAAAAGAAAAAAAAAAAGGAUGCCAACGAGGCCCUUUCCUUCUGUGUACAGACUGAAACCCUGACUGUGUGCAAAUCAAGGAACAUAUGAGUGUGUGAGAGAGUGAGAGGAAGUAGGGCAUGGAGGACAGAGCUAAAGCUCUUCUAGCACACAAAUAUCUAAAAAAUGAAGGGUUGAAAAACUCAAAGUGUGACCGGCAAGUAGCAAAGCAAAACUGACGCUGACUUAGAUCUGAAAAUAUCAACAUGCAGUAUCCUUUUUGUUUUUCUUCUUUGAUUUGCUCCCCUGAGACUGCAGCACUGUAAGCAUCCUUGAAAACUGUGAAAUCUUUCGCUUUUUUCCUCGCUCUCUCUCUCUCUCGCUCUCUCUCUCUCUCUCUCUCUCUGUCUGUCUUGCUCUCCCUGUCAAUCAGGAUGUCUUUUUUUUCUGCUGCCCCACAAAAAAUGCUGGCGCUCAAGUGGAAACAUUUGGCUCUGUCCUCCAUCCAUCCACAGUGUAGGUGAAGAAGCAGCACGUGGGCAACUGUACAGCUCGAGCACCGCCCUCUUAAAAAGAAUCCAGCCUCUGUGUGUGUGUGUGUGUGUGUGUGUGUGCUCCUUACAUCUCAUACGAUAAGCCCUCUCUCUCUCUGGACUGAGAGAGACCCACGAACACUCUCCCCUCCUCCCUUUUUAUCUGUUUGCAUUUCUCUGCACCGUCUGUGAAUAUCACCUACAGUAUAACCCUCCUCACCUCGCCUCAUCCUCCCACCUGCAUGGACACUUUGCAAAAAAACUAACUGUGAAGAACUCAAAAAAAAAAAAAAAAAAAAAGCAGCCUGGAGCACCUGAGCAGAGGGAUCACAAGCUGCUACUGAACUACUGUUAAACACAAUUACAGCGGAGCAGAGUGGAUCCUGAUUGGACGUGGAGGGCGUCAGUCAUCGGCGGAAGGAGGCAGUGUUUGGUGAAUCUAGGUCAGACUUUACUGCACGCUGCUCUCCCACAUCUCCGGUGGCCACUGGCGGUUUGAACCAGCCAGGAGAAACUGUCACUUUAAAUCAGCAGGAAACGGAGCGAGGAAGUGAAUCGGUAUCCUCUUCCUAUAGUUCCUCUAUCAGUGUUUUACGUGUGCGUACAUGAGUGUUGUGGUUUUUAUGAGUGUCGAGAAGGUGGGGCUCCAAAGACAAGGUUGCAUUCUGGUGCUAAAUAUUUCUCCACACUGUUUCCCAGUGAGGGCUCAGAACUACAGGAACAACACUGAUGCUGAUCCAGUAGUCAGACACUGAGUGACAGGCUAUAUAUAGAGCCGAGGGGCUGGUGUGUCGAGAUAUCGGAGAGCCUAAGAAAGAUCAGAUUUGCAGUGCGGGCGAGAAAGAGGGAGAUCAGAUAAAAGAGGAGGGAGAAGGGAUGAGGAAGAUGAUAGGGAGAGAUGGUCUGAGUGGAGAGAAAUCCCUGUGACUUCCUUCACUUAGUCCAAUCAGUGCGAGGAAAUGGCUCCACAGCCUGCGUGCGUGCGUGCGUGCGAUAUAGGGGCAGCCACACUGCUCUGCUCUAUGUUUUUGUCUUCUCCUUCCUCCUCCUCCUCCUCCUCCUGUCUCUCUGUGGUCGGCUCGAGCUCGAGUCCCUGUGCCAAGAAGGACUCUUGUUUCACAGGAGUCUCCGUUUCACGCCCUUCAUCGACUCUCUCUCUCUCAUCACUGGAAAAGCUGUGUACAUAGUAGUGCUGUAAAGCUUUGCUUGCUUGUUUACUUUUUUUUUUAACUGUAGGUUUAAUUUAGACACCAGUAUCAUAUGACCGACUGGAGACUGACUAUUGCAAACUGUUUUUAUCUGGGAACUUUUUUUUUUAACUGGUUGGCUUCGUGUUCAUACAUUUGCUUGUUCUUCCUUUUAUGCUUUUAUUUUUCUCUUGCUGGUGUCUUUAUUUUUUUUAAUAGCAUUUUGGAAAUGUUUUGCCAAUACUAGAUAUGCUUUUUUAUUUUUUCUUUGAUUAAUGUUCAAGGAAAUGAUAUGAGUUGUCAUUUUUAGGCUUUUGCAUCGUUUGUACCUCUCGCACAGAGUUAUCAGUCAAGACCAUAGACGGUUUAAAAAAGAUGGACGACAUGACAGCUCCCCAAAAGUGAAGCCAAAACAUUCUGAGCUCCCUCUGCUGAGUGGCUGCAGUACAGCUCCGCCUUGUUCCUGUCCAGACAUGGACUAGAAAAUAAACACCACUUCUCAGACCUUGUUUCUGUCAUAGUUAGUUCUUAUCAUGUUGAUUUAUGAAUGAUGUUCACAUCAAGAAGUUUAGUUUUGAGUCAUUAUUUGAUGCUAAAGAUGAGUAUUAGGAGGAGGAAACGUAAGGAAAUUUGACACAAGAGUCAUUAAGCUUUCCAUACCUGACACAAGAAUCUGUUCUGCUGUGGGAAGGACAUCAAUAUCGUCAAAAUUCUGCCACCAGUGCAAUUAGUCACCGCCUUUUCUGAGGGGAGUUUCAGCUUCAUUUUUGUACAACGAGAGGAAGUGGAGACAAGUCAUCGUGCUCUACAUAGUCAUAGGUCAAGUUAGCGGUCGAUGUUUUGCUGUAACAGUUACGGGAUACACACAAAACCAUUUUUCUUUUGUUGAAAAACUAUAACGGCUGUGAAUUACUUCGAGCACUUCAAAACAAAAACUUAUUCUGUGAUACUUUAAAGAUCAUUUAGGAAACAGAGCAGGGAGGGCUAGAAAAAAAAAUCUCAAGUCCACCUCGAGUCAUUUUGUGACACCUUGUUUUACAGCCACCUGCGACUAAGAAAAGACCCGAGUGUCACCUCUUAACUGCUGCUGUAUGUUUAUGUCUUACCCACUGGCUAUUCUGAAAUAGGACUGGUACCAGCGAGCGCGCUCCAUGCCCAAGCAGAGCGUGCCAUGCUAUGUCAGGCUCUGCUUGGGCCCUCUCUGGUCAGAAACUGUCCACAUGUGUGAAGAGUCCAUGAAGAAGAACUGACCUCAGGGUUUGGGAUGGUCAGCAGCAGCAAUGAGGCAGCGUGUGGAGGUUUCACUUCUUGAGAUGAGUUCACUCAACACGGAAUACAAAAAAAAAAGGAUAACGUGACUUUGUAGAUUUUGCACUUGUCGACUACCUAUCUGUGCAUGCUUAUCACCAUUUCUACAUGUAAGCCCUUUCUCAGACGUACUUUUGAAUACUAACUCUAUUUAUGUAAGGGUCAUGUGAAAGCAAUCAUAAUUUCCGUGUAUAUCAGAUGACACACUUAAUGUCUGUGCUUUCUUAAACACAAGAGAGAGCUGGCUCUUGAGAAGCAAAGAGAUUCACGUCGGUGGGAAAGUGGUCCAAAAUAGUCUGAGUCCCCAAAAAGGAUCAAGAUGCCAUCAUCACUGGACCUAAAAAUAAAUUCCUCUGUUAGUUUGAAGCCUGGAGGGGAAAAAAGAGAAGCUUCAGGUGGAUGUCGUCUCUGUGUGUAAAAUCAAAUAGACUGUGGUGAAAUUUGCACAAAACUUCUAUAUGUUACGUUUGUCAUCCCUGGGCAGCUCACUGAACACCCGUCAUCCCUGGGUUUGGCAUGUCCUUGCCUGUCCUCUCCUGAUUUGUCUUGCCUUCAGACUGUUCCAGCGGGGCAGCUGACAGGGGUGAUAUUGGUUUUCACAGCUGUGACUGUGCAGUGACGCAGCAUGCCUAUGUAUAGAACUUUAUUCCCCUGAUUAGAAAAAAAGAAAAAAAACAGUUAACUCUUGUUUCUGUAACCGAGUCAGGAAAAAAAAGUUCAAUAAAAGUGUCAUGUUUGUAGUUAACUUUUA
Labrus bergylta (ballan wrasse) is the source of this 6003-nucleotide messenger RNA. RefSeq names its product G protein-coupled receptor, class C, group 5, member Ba (gene gprc5ba). Lineage: Eukaryota; Metazoa; Chordata; Actinopteri; Labriformes; Labridae. Gene Ontology annotation, molecular function: G protein-coupled receptor activity; protein kinase activator activity; protein kinase binding. Gene Ontology annotation, biological process: G protein-coupled receptor signaling pathway. Gene Ontology annotation, cellular component: intracellular membrane-bounded organelle; signaling receptor complex; plasma membrane. The record is from RefSeq and is a predicted model, not a curated record.